This is a messenger RNA of Effrenium voratum, 312 nucleotides long. NCBI's taxonomy places the organism in Eukaryota, Dinophyceae, Suessiales, Symbiodiniaceae. The record is from the annotation of a GenBank genome assembly.
AUGGCUCCAUUGAGAUGGAAACUGCCAAUUGCAGGAUUUUGGUCUGGACUCGUUAUUGUGGGGAGUGACCGAGUGCAAGAGCUUGAAGAUAUGCUGUAUGGAGAUUGGGUGGUUCAUGAUGACGAAGGAGACAUUCGAACUAUGACUCAACGCAGCCCACUAAGCUUGCUGCAGAAGGAGCAAGCAAACCAGAAGACAGGCGCUGGAACUAUCUCCAAUAUUGGCCGUCACCUGGAAAACAACGAGGAGUCGGAGGAGUCUGAGGUUUUGUUCGACAAGUGCGCCCAGCAACUCGCGGCAGGAAAGCUUUGA